Messenger RNA from Lolium perenne, 2270 nucleotides. Its product is annotated as cysteine-rich receptor-like protein kinase 2. Gene Ontology annotation, biological process: protein phosphorylation. The record is from RefSeq and is a predicted model, not a curated record. Gene Ontology annotation, molecular function: protein kinase activity; ATP binding. NCBI's taxonomy places the organism in Eukaryota, Viridiplantae, Streptophyta, Magnoliopsida, Poales, Poaceae.
CAACACAGUGUCAGCGCAACACGUACAAAACCAAGAGGUCCAUCUACCACGCCGAGAAACAAAAAAAGUCCGGGCCGCGCGCAUGCAGAGGCGCAUCACGACCUAGUUCGCCGCCAUGGGCACACCGGGGACUAGAAGCAGAGCACGCCUCCCUCUGCUCCCGGCGGCGGCGGACGUGCUCCGGUGCCUCCUCCUCGCCGUUGCCGCGGUCACCGCCGGCGCCGACUCGUCCGCGGCGUCGCCGGUGAUCCUGGCGACGGUGUGCGGCGCCAGGACGGCGCCCAACCCGGAGGGGUUCGACGUCAGCUUCGUCAACACCCUGGAGCUCAUCUACCAGAACGUGACGCGCUCCGGGUUCGGCGCCGCCGCCUCCGGCUCCGGCAACGACUCCGUCUACGGCCUCGGCCAGUGCCUCGCCUACCUCUCCCCGACCGACUGCCAGCUCUGCUACGCGCAGAGCCGCGUCAAGCUGCCCCACUGCCUCCCGGCCGACGGCGGCCGCAUCUACCUCGACGGAUGCUUCCUCCGCUACGGCGCCGACAACUUCACCGCGGCCGCCUCCGACGCCGGCGACGCGGCAGUCUGCUCCAACGACACCGCGCCGUCCACGCCGGCGUUCGCGGCCGCGGCCGCCUCGCUGGUGCGCAACGUCACGGCGUCCGCUCCUGGGGCCAAGGGGUACUACUACGCCGCCACGGCGUCGGCCUCCGCGAUGCCGUCCGGCGCGCGCGUGUACGCCGCGGCGCAGUGCUGGAGGUCGCUGAACGCCACCUCCUGCGCCGCGUGCGUGGCCAGCGCGCGUGACCGGGUGGUCGGCCGGUGCCUUCCCGGCGCUGCAGAGGGGUACGGGCUCAACGCCGGCUGCGUCGUCAGGUACUCCACGCAGCCCUUCUACCUGCCGGCGAACGCCGGCGGCGGCGGUGGCGGAUCAUCAACUCGGCACAUAAUCAUCGUCGUCUUCGCCUCGGUCCUCUCUGCCAUGGCGGCCAUCGGCAUAGCAUUUAUCUGGACAAGAAUGAGGCGCGGGAGAAACCACCUCCACCACGACGACAUGGACGGCUCAGGCGAGCUCAUCCGCGCCAUCGCCGCGUCGCAGCUCGGUUUCCGGUACGAGGAGCUGCGCAAGGCGACCGAUGAUUUCAACCAGAUCAACAAGCUCGGCCAGGGCGGCUACGGUUCAGUUUACAAGGGUGUGCUGGCAGAUGGCCGGGAGAUCGCCGUGAAGCGGCUCUUCCUCAACACGCGGCAGUGGACCGACCAGUUCUUCAACGAGGUGAAGCUCGUCAGCCAGGUGCAGCACAAGAACCUCGUCAAGCUCCUCGGCUGCAGCGUCGAGGGCCCCGAGAGCCUCCUCGUCUAUGAGUACCUCUGCAACACCAGCCUUGAUCACUACCUAUUUGAUGCCUUCAAGAAGAACGCGUUGGAUUGGGAGCGGCGGGCGGAAAUCAUCCUUGGGACAGCGGAGGGUCUUUCAUACCUUCAUAACGCCUCCGAGAUCAGGAUCAUACAUAGGGACAUCAAGGCCAGCAAUGUGCUGUUGGAUGAAAAGUUCAGGCCUAAGAUUGGUGACUUUGGCUUGGCGAGGAACUUCAUGGAAGAUCAGACCCACCUCAGCACCGGCCUCGCCGGAACAUUUGGAUAUAUGGCCCCGGAAUACAUCGUCCACGGGCAGCUGACGGAGAAGGCAGACAUCUACAGCUACGGCGUGCUAGUCCUCGAGAUCAUCACCGGCCGGAAGAACCACAACUCGAUGGCGUCAUCGGCAGAAGGACUCUCCCUUAUGGCACUGAUAUGGAAGCACUACAACACAGGCACACUGAUGGAGCUCCUGGACCCGAACCUCCGGGAGGAAUGCUCGGAGAGGGAAGCUCUCAAGGUGUUCAAUGUUGGUCUACUGUGCGCGCAGGCGUCGCCUAACCUCAGACCGCCGAUGUGGAAGGUGGUGGAGAUGCUGGGCAGAGGGGAUAGGGUGCUGCCACACCCAACCGAGCCUCCGUUCAUCGACGUAAAGGGGUCGAACGCGAAUAGUUACGGCUCAGGGUCGUCAUUUUCGCUGAAGUCAAACUCUGACAAGUCACCGUUGUCCACAAACCAGUUGUCAGUGAGUGGAGUACAGGCUAGGUGAUCAACAGGGUGUGAAGCAUCAUCUGAACAUUCUUUUCCAUUUUUAUGUUAGGAUGUUGUUGAAUUACUAACUGUAAACGUUGUGAUCACAUAAUCACGCUUGUAAGAUGUAAGUAAGUAUAUAGAGAAUUGUCAAUUUUGUCCAA